UCAUUAAAUCUUUAUUAUCGUUAAUUUCCUGGUUCCUUGCUGGUUUGGAGAGGGAUAUUACAGAGGGCUGGGAAACUUCCUUUCAAGAGAAACAUUGAGUGUCAAGGAUUAUUAAUUGGUGAAUCAUAAGCUGCAUAGCAUUGCAACUCAACAUAAAGAAGAGAAAGAUUUGAUGAUUUGUUAUUCCUCCUCCAUCAUAUCUCUAUUUCCUGAACAAUUUGCAGAGUUCUGGUAAGAAGGAUAGAUGGCAAUUUCAGAGCAAAAAGAUGAGUCUAAGAAGCUGAGAUUGUAUCAAGCAUGGAAGGGAAACAAUAUAUUCUUCUGUGGUGGAAGAUUGAUAUUUGGACCAGAUGUAGCUUCAUUAUCUCUGUCAACACUUUUAAUUGUUGUUCCAGCAAUUACAUUCUGCUGUCAAAUAAUCACAAAAAUCCAUAAUCAUGAGAAGAAGCCUAACUCAGAAGGUUAUGUUCAUGAUCCAAUCCUUGGAAUUCCAGUUCUGAUACUGACAUUACUGAUCACAGUUUCAGAUUUGUAUUUUUUGUUCAUGACAUCAAGUAAAGAUCCGGGCAUCGUGCAAAGAAGCACAUGGCCGCCGGAGGAGGAUGAAGCAUUCAAUGCUCCAACCGCAUCCAUGGAGUGGAUAAGUGGAAGGACACCACACCUGAAACUGCCAAGAACAAAGGAUGUCAUUGUGAAUGGUUUCGCUGUCAAGGUGAAGUACUGCGAGACCUGCAUGCUGUAUAGGCCUCCUCGCGCCUCACAUUGCUCAGUCUGCAACAACUGUGUCAAGAAGUUUGAUCACCAUUGCCCUUGGGUUGGUCAGUGCAUUGGACUACGCAACUAUCGGUUUUUCUGCUUAUUCAUAUCGACAUCAACAUUUCUCUGCAUAUAUAUCUUCUUCUUUUCGUGGCUCAACAUCAUUACAGAAAAGAAACAUCACUCAAAUUUGAUUUGGAAGUCCAUGAAACAUGAGGUCAUAUCGCUCAUUCUAAUAGUGUACAUCUUCAUAGUGGUGUGGUUUGUCGGCGGGCUUACAAUCUUCCAUUGCUAUCUAAUGAGCACAAAUCAGACAACAUACGAGAACUUUAGAUACCGAUAUGAUAAGAAAGAUAACCCCUAUAACAAGGGUUUCUGGAGAAAUUUCAAAGAAGUUUUUUUCUCAAAGAUCCCACCUUCAGAGCAUAAUUUCAGAUCAUGGGUAGAUGCAGAAGCAGUGGAAGUUGGAUCUUAUACCCCAAACAUCAGCAUGAAUCUAAUAAGCACAAAAGAGAAAAUUGACAUAGAAAUGGGCAUUAAACUUGCAACUGAGGUCAACUUGAACAUUCCGAGUAUACUACAGAAUCUUGACUACAGCAGCAUAGAGGAUAAUGUAGAUGUUAAGGUUCGGCAUGACGGCCAUGUAUUUGAUCCUUAUGAUUUCCCUGCUUCUCAGAAGAAUGAUUCUUAUUCGCCAAGAGAUUCUGUUUCAAAAGGCUAUGAAGGUCAGCAUGAAGUGUGUAGAAAUGAAGGGGUAGCUAAGCAAGUUGCACAAACUGUUGAAAAUGUGAUAGCUAUUGAUCAAAUAUGCCCAACUGUGGUAUUACCUCUACAGUAGGUUAUUGCAAUGUUGAGUCAAAUAAACAUUCUGCUUUCUCCUUGAGUUUCUACCCUGCAGCUUCAUCACUGAUCUACAAAAGAAGAUGAUAAAGUCAGUUUAAAUCCAAACUUGUUUAAAUGCGCAUUUCCAAGUUGAGAGGUAGGGAUGACUGCACAAGUUGUGAUGGUAAAGAGUUCUGAAGCACACAACUAUGAUGCUCAUCAAAAGUUGUGGUUUUGAGUAUACUGUCGAACUUCUGGUUGUGUUGUUUGCCAGGAAUUAUUUUUUGUAUGUGUGAAUAUUGACUCCAUUUGUUAAAAG
This is a messenger RNA of Zingiber officinale, 1897 nucleotides long. Its product is annotated as probable protein S-acyltransferase 4. The record is from RefSeq and is a predicted model, not a curated record. The transcript has 6 exons. NCBI's taxonomy places the organism in Eukaryota, Viridiplantae, Streptophyta, Magnoliopsida, Zingiberales, Zingiberaceae. Gene Ontology annotation, cellular component: Golgi apparatus; endoplasmic reticulum. The coding region runs from base 245 to 1594 and encodes 449 amino acids. Gene Ontology annotation, molecular function: protein-cysteine S-palmitoyltransferase activity. Gene Ontology annotation, biological process: peptidyl-L-cysteine S-palmitoylation; protein targeting to membrane.